Heterocephalus glaber (naked mole-rat) is the source of this 4363-nucleotide messenger RNA. NCBI's taxonomy places the organism in Eukaryota, Metazoa, Chordata, Mammalia, Rodentia, Bathyergidae. The record is from RefSeq and is a predicted model, not a curated record.
GAGGAUGUGAAUGGGGAGGGGGCACCCGUCCCCUUCCCCCACCCUUCCCUUCAGCCGGGCUGGGGUGGGGGGAGGGGCCAGGCUGAGGCGAGGCGGCGGUGCUUCGGGAGGGCAGGGCCAGGCAAGGGCGCUACUGGCCCGCUGCUGGCAGACCGAGAGCCGCGGACCUAACGGGUCUGGACGCAGGAGGCGGCGGCGGCGGCUUUCUGCACGGGCGGAGGAGGCGGCAGGAGCGGCAAGCAUGGCCCGCGCGGCGCCCGGCGCUGACUGAGGCUGGCCUCAAACUUGAGGUGAUCUUCUUGCCCCAGCUUCCCAAGUGCUGGCACCAUCACUCCUGGUCUGGAUUGGCCUUGAAGUGGUCUCCCAACCUGGCUCAAAUGCCCCAUCUCCUUAGGCUGAGCUGCAGGGUCUCCUGUAGUCCCACUUCCUUCCUCAAGGGUCAUGCUGCGGCAGCCUGGCGCCUGACAAGUGAGUGGGAACCUGCCAGGAGAUUACUGCUAGUGCAAGCUCCAGCAGGACAGACUGGCCUUGGGGAGUGGGGAUGGGCAGAACAGCCACCGAGCCCAGGCCAGCAGCUCCAGGCAGGAGGCCUGGGCCCUAGUGGGGAGCUCUACACAUGCUGUGAUGCCCCAGAGGGCUUAGAUGCAGUCCUCCACAAGCAGCAGCAGUUCCCCACCCCAGAAGACCCCACAGCAGAAGUAGGUGCUUCGUGACCCCCUGUACCACGGCAACUGGGAGUGUGAACACCAGGAGAAGAGAGCAGAACUCGGAUGUGACGAAGUGGGGUGGAAGCCAGCACCAGGAGCUCUUGGUCUCUGCAGCAGUUCCUGAACGCCUGCAGAGCUUCACGUGUCCUUCUGUCAUUGUUGGAGCCUGGCUCCCCUCCUCUGAUACCCGGGGUGGGAAGGGCUCUUUCGUGGAAUGUGGCUCCCUGAAGCUGUGUAUGCUCUGUUGUGAUGAGAGUUCCAGGGCUUUCCCACUGUGGGGCACGCUGAGGGGCUGCCUCGGCAUCUGCUCAUGAGCCACAAGGACCCCGACUGCUCCAGACUGGGCCUUUUCAAGCCACCAAAGAGGGGAACCUGUGGACCUGGCAGCCAGAAAUCCCAAGGGACUAGAGGGCUGGCAUGGACUGAACUCCCCCUCACUGGGGUGGCCGGAGAGGCAGAGCCUUUGUGGCCCAGCUAGUGACAGAGAAACCUGAUGAAGCCCUAAGAGGGUCUGAAGUGGCUCAGGGACAGGGGAGCCACUCCUGCCAAUGAGCUUUCUCCUUACGUAGAGGGAGGAGGGCUUGCUGAGGGUCCCCUGUGGCAGCACGUGCCCCUAUGCCCUUUGCAUGUACUGCCAGAACAGGCAGGCUGCGCCGUGGCCAGCCCCUCGGUGGACUGGGAAAGGAGUGGCCACGGUGACAGCCACCUGCCUGCCAGCACCAUGAAGUGCUCCCUGCGGGUGUGGUUCCUCUCGGUGGCCUUCCUGCUGGUGUUCAUCAUGUCCCUGCUCUUCACCUACUCGCACCAUAGCAUGACCACCUUGCCCUACCUGGACUCUGGGGCUUUGGGCGGGACACAUCGGGUGAAGCUGGUGCCUGGCUAUGCCGGCCUCCAGCGCCUGAGCAAGGAGGGUCUCUCGGGCAAGAGCUGCACCUGCCGCCGCUGCAUGGGCGAUGCUGGUGGCUCCAAUUGGUUCGACAGCCACUUUGACAACAACAUCUCCCCCGUCUGGACACGAGAAAACAUGGAUCUCCCUCCAGAUGUCCAGAGGUGGUGGAUGGAACUGAGGGAGUGGUCCCAGUAUCCGAUGUUGCAGCCCCAGUUCAAGUCACACAACACCAAUGAAGUGCUGGAGAAGCUGUUCCAGAUUGUGCCCGGCGAGAACCCCUACCGCUCCCGUGACCCCCAGCAGUGCCGGCGCUGUGCUGUGGUGGGGAACUCAGGCAACCUUCGGGGCUCUGGCUAUGGGCAGGAUGUGGACGGGCACAACUUCAUCAUGAGAAUGAAUCAGGCACCAACUGUGGGCUUUGAGCAGGAUGUUGGCAGCCGGACCACCCACCAUUUCAUGUACCCCGAGAGUGCCAAGAACCUGCCUGCCAACGUCAGCUUCGUGUUGGUGCCCUUCAAGGCCCUGGACCUGCUGUGGAUUGCUAGUGCCCUGUCCACCGGGCAGAUCCGAUUCACCUAUGCUCCAGUGAAGUCCUUCCUUCGAGUGGACAAAGAGAAGGUCCAGAUCUACAACCCAGCCUUCUUCAAGUACAUCCACGACAGGUGGACGGAGCACCACGGGCGGUACCCUUCCACAGGGAUGCUGGUGCUCUUCUUUGCCCUGCAUGUGUGUGAUGAGGUGAACGUGUACGGCUUCGGGGCUGACAGCCGCGGCAACUGGCACCACUACUGGGAGAAUAACCGGUACGCGGGCGAGUUCCGGAAGACGGGCGUGCACGACGCAGACUUCGAGGCCCACAUCAUCGACCUGCUGGCCAAGGCUAGCAAGAUCGAGGUCUACCGAGGUAACUGAGCUGGGCUCUCCACGACCCUUCCCGCCCAGCCUCUUGGCCUUGGGGCCAGAUCGCCCUGGGCGUUGCCAGGCAAUCAGGAACCGUGCGGCCUGGCCUGGACCAAUCAUGCUGCAGUUCAGGGAACGCCUGCUGCCCUGCGCCAAUCACAAGUCCCUGGGGGCCGGCCCGGGCCUGGCACCAAUCAGCGCUGCAGUCGGGCGGAGCUUCUGUUUCUCCUAGCCAAUCAUGCGACUCAAGGAAAACUUCCUGCUCUGGAGCCAUCUCCUCCAAUCAAUGGGCUUCGGAGGCGGGCUAGUGACCGGCCAAUCCCCAUCCUUUCUGCUUUUGAUAGGAUUUCGUUUUCCGCCUUUUGAAAGGUAGAGGCUGCUUGGUCCUCGAUUGAGAACUUUUCUCGGGCUCCGGAAGACAAGCGUCUCGAUCGCUUCCCAGCUGGUUCCACGGGGGCGAGGAGGAGGUGGAGGGGCGGCGUCGGGCGGGGUUGGUCUGGUGGAGAGAGUCGGUGUCCCCAGAGCCGGGAGCAGCGGCAGCUGCGCGUUUCCUGCGUCCGCCGGCCCGCUGGGCGAGAGCACAGCCACCAAAGAAACGCGGUCUCGGUGAAGCCGCCGCCCGCUCGCCCCGCAGAGCCUCUGACCAGGGCAUUUCGUGUCGCGCCGGAAACCGGGGCAUCGCCCCUGCCAUGGGUUAAGCCUUGCCCAGCGCCCACUCCGUACGGGUGUCAGGAGCGGGGCGGGGGACCAGGAAACCUUGUCAGUCACACGUAAGGUGCUUCUCACGCGUGCUCUCUCCCCAACAGUUAACCCCAGCAGCUCUCCCUCCUCAGCCCGAGGACGCCUCACCAACCUACUUGUUGCUUUGGGGAAAAAAAUCAGAAAGCUGCCUAGGAUUGGGCCCCUGCUUCUCUGCCUGCCUGCCUGUCUGUCUUCCUGUCUCUCUCUGUCUCUCUCUGUGUGUCACACACACUGCACACAUGUCUGGCUGGCCCCAGGGAGAGCAGCACGUUGGAAAGGAGGCUAGAGAAGAGCCCAGCUGGCCAUGCAUGCACCUUCACCCGUCACCCCAAAGAACAGGAAGCCUCUUGCUUGAGGGUGCGAUUUGCUUUGGUCUCCUACUCUGGUUCCCCCGCUCCGGCUGCCCGCUCAGAAGAGGCCGUGCAGACCCUCUCGUGCCCUGCCCACCUCCCAGCUCACGGUUUCCAGGCCGUAGGGCUGGGAAGCGACCACCAGGGGUUCCGACUGGAAGCUGCUUGCCUGAGGAGACCCAGCCCAAGGCCCCAGAACUGCUGAUGGUACUCUCACCUUCAAGGUUGGAAAAUGUAGUCGGGAAAAGGCUUCUGUGAAGCUCCCAAAUCAAGGAAAGGAUCCCCCGUCUCGACAGCCUCGACACCAGUACUGCCCUUUUCAGAGCUGGUGCCACCACGCAGUCUCCCGGCUGAGGACAGUCACCCACGGGACAGUGCUAGGGAGCAGUGGUGUAAGGAAAACUGGGUAUGAGUCUUUGUCUUCUCAGUUUCCGAAGCAGGAGGGUGGGCAUGAUGGGGCCCCACAGACCCUUUCUCAGGUCCCCGCCAGCGGGGAGCGGGAGGCACCAGCCCUUCUUGCCCGACUCAUCUCAGUGCUUCCACAAGAGGCUGUUUGGAGUGUGAAGAUGAUAAACAAUGCAAUGAUGCCAAACAGUAUUGAGCAGAAUAAUUUAUUUCUUUUUUGUUUCUUUUUCUUCUGUUUAAACCAUUAAUCCCCAUUCUGGAAGAAGUAGGUCCCAGCACUCAGCCCAGGUCACCUUUUCUGCAAUAGUUAUUUAAACAUUUUUUAUUCCUUCCCCUUUCUCUUUCUGAAUUAAAAAAAGAAAAAAACCCCA